AUUAUUUAUUACGCCACACAGGCCUUCGAUACCUGUAAUGAUAUGACAGGCUCAGGAUUGACCUGUUAAAUCUCUGCCUGGAGCCACAGUCGAUAAGCGUCUCCAAUUCUACUAUAUUAUGGUAGCAGAGAGUUGAUGAUAGGUAUUCGAAACUGUGCAGGUCCGGAGUUCCAUCCCUCUUUCUUAAGCGUACAUUGUCUAUGGUUUCUCCAUGGUUUAAUGGUGUUUAAAAUAUUUAAAAAGUCAUAAUAGGUAAAAUCGACCUCUACUUCAUCCAGCGCAUAAAAAAGUAUAUCCAUAGUUAAAUUUAAUACCGCGUAGCAAAGUUAUAUAAAGUGGAAUAAUUUACGUGGAAGCUCUCAAAGGAAACUGCGGAGACGUUAGCAUGGAGUUGUCCGGUAAAGUUGCGUUGAUUACUGGUGCAGCUGAAGGUCUUGGAAGGGCUUUUGCUGAAGAGCUGUUGAAAAAACAGAUCAAGGGUGUCGGCAUUUUAGAUAUUCAGAAAACAAAAGGAGAAGCGACUUUAAAACAACUGGCUAAUGAAUAUGGCGAAGAAAAAGUGCAUUUUAUACAAUGUGACGUCACAGAUAAACAACAAUUUGAAGGAGCUUUUAGUGAAGUCCAGAACCGAUUUGGUCAAAUCGAUAUAGUUUGUAAUAAUGCUGGAAUUGGUGGUGAAGACAACUGGGAGAAGUUGGUCGAAGUCAAUCUGAUCGCAGUUAUUCGGGGGACUCACUUGGCGAUCAAAUAUAUGAGUAAAGCAAAUGGCGGCACAGGUGGUGUUAUUGUAAAUAUGGCAUCAAUGGCUGGACUUCGAGGUGUACAGUUCUGUCCUGUGUAUUCUGCCACGAAACAUGGUGUCAUUGGGUUAACCAGAAGUUUAGCGGUUCGUUAUUUUGACAAUACUAUAGCAAUAAAUAGACGUAGGCCUACUAGAUGGGUAUCUAUAGUAGCAGAGGCGUUUAUGAAGUUGGUUGAAGAAGAUCGGGAUGGUCAAAUCAUGCGCAAGUGGAAUAGUUUACGUGGAAGCUCAGAAGGAAACUGCAAAGAAGCCAACAUGGAAGUGUCCGGUAAAGUAGCAUUGAUUACUGGUGCAGCUGAGGGUCUUGGAAGGGCUUUUGCUGAAGAACUGUUGAAAAAACAGAUCAAGGCUGUCGGUAUUUUAGAUAUUCAGAAAUCAAAAGGAGAAGCAACCCUAAAAGAACUGGCCAACGAAUAUGGCAAUGAGAAAGUUCAUUUCAUACAUUGUGACGUUUCAGAUAAACAACAAUUAGAAGAUGCUUUCAGUGAAAUUAAAAACCAAUUUGGACAAAUUGAUUUGGUGUGUAACAAUGCUGGAAUUGCUAAUGAAGCCAACUGGGAAAAAAUGGUCGAAAUAAACCUGAUUGCAGUUAUUCGAGGGAGUCACUUAGCUAUCAAAUAUAUGAGUAAAGCAAAUGGCGGCAGAGGAGGCGUUAUUGUAAAUAUCGCCUCAUUAGCUGGACUUCGAGAUGUACCAUUCUGUCCUGUAUAUGCUGCCUCAAAGCACGGAGUCGUGGGGUUAAGCCGAAGCCUAGCGGCUAGCCCUAUGCUAAAGUCAGAUAGUAUACGACUGAAUGCUCUCUGCCCAUCGUAUACCGACACCGCUUUAAUCACUCCAGAAACAAAGGAAUUUUUAAGCAAAUUACUGAGUAAUUUCAAUGUUCAACCAGUGUCUAUUGUUGUAGAGGCGUUUAUGAAGUUGGUUGAAGAAGGUCGGGACGGCCAAGUUAUGCGGGUAACACAUACCAACGGGAUAGACCUACAAGAGUACGAGGAAAUACCAAUAUAAAAUGACAGAUAUCUUUGUGAUACAGAUCUUGCUUUAUGUAUCUUUAUUUGAUUGUUAUUGUAUACAGUACCACCACAAUAUUUAUUUUGCUCAGUUGCCAAGCAGGCCACAGACGCUAGAUUAUUCCUUUAUAUGGCCACGAGGAAAUAGACAACUAUACAGUAUAAAUAACAAUUAUGAGAUUGUGCUAUGAGAAUCAUAUUGCUUUCAGUGGCGGAUACAUCAUUUCUUGCAGGGGUGCGACCACGGUCGAAGGGUUUUGGGGUGUUUGAAAGUGAAAAAAGUGAAAAACAUCCGAAUAAAAAUAAAUCAUAAUAAAACAAAUAGAUCAUUGUACAAAUCAAGAAUAUUAGUCAAAUUAAAUGAUUCAACACUUGGUUGUUAAUGAUAUUUUUUGGUGCUGCUGGGAAGGGGAUGUUGGGAGCGGGGCGCCUCUUUUGCCACUGGCCUAGAUUUAAGAAUUAUUAUUUAGGCGACGGGAUAGCCAUCAAUACAAGAAAAUACGUUCACAUAUUUGGGGAAAAAAUGCAAUUGCUGAUUCGGUUAUAAUGAAUGAAAAUUAAACAGAAUCACCACUGGUUUUGUAUCGAUACGUAGGCGACUGUAACGUACUGUAGUUUCUAAAAAUAGCCAGAGAAAUGACAAAGAUGUGACAUAUAGGAAAUAUCGAAGUUAAUUCACAUCAAGUGUUCUUUACAUACAGAAUACAUAGGUCUAAAUGGUUUAGUUAUUGCGACACUGUGACUAUUAUUAAACCGUGUUGCAAAACAGAUUAACUUAGUAUUUCGUUUCCACUAAUUCCAAAAUAAUAAGUCCUAAUUAAUGGUGUUUAUCUUUAGGCAUUAUCCUGUGUUAUUGAUACUGUGCUUAGGCUAAUAAUAUGAUAGAUUACGUCCCGACUAGAAGAAGAGUAGGCAUAUUGUCAUAGAUAUAAUACGUUAUGUAUGGUCAUAAGCUUCCAUGUGGUGAAUUUUUUAAAUAGAACGAUUGUUGUGAAAUAUUUAUUUAUGGGUCAAGUUUAUGGUAUUAAACAACCUGAGCUAGAAAACUAUUUUUUAAAAUACUCAAUAAGACUGAAUAAAAAAAGCACGUGACAUUUAAA
Molecule: messenger RNA, 2912 nt
Organism: Anneissia japonica
Lineage: Eukaryota; Metazoa; Echinodermata; Crinoidea; Comatulida; Comatulidae
Product: 15-hydroxyprostaglandin dehydrogenase [NAD(+)]-like
Exons: 13
Coding region: 386-1810 (474 amino acids)
Cellular component (GO): cytoplasm
Molecular function (GO): oxidoreductase activity, acting on the CH-OH group of donors, NAD or NADP as acceptor
Source: RefSeq, a predicted model, not a curated record